Lates calcarifer (barramundi perch) is the source of this 1974-nucleotide messenger RNA. Its product is annotated as collagenase 3. The record is from RefSeq and is a predicted model, not a curated record. Bases 88 to 1617 code for a protein of 509 amino acids. Gene Ontology annotation, biological process: collagen catabolic process; extracellular matrix organization; proteolysis. The transcript is spliced from 11 exons. Gene Ontology annotation, molecular function: metalloendopeptidase activity; zinc ion binding. NCBI's taxonomy places the organism in Eukaryota, Metazoa, Chordata, Actinopteri, Centropomidae. Gene Ontology annotation, cellular component: extracellular matrix.
GGGCUUGUCUUAACCAACAUUGGCUGGACUGCUCUUAUUCAGCUUUUAUCAGAACAAUACACACCUCAGGCUGUCAGGGCUGCCUUUAUGAGAGGACAGUGGAUGGAGAGAAGAAAAUAUUUUAGCAAGAUGUAUCUCCCUGAUUUUUGGAUAGUGCUCCUGGGUUGUUUAGCCCUAUGUCAAGCGGCACCCACCAUUGCUCCAACGGUUUCACCAGAGGACCAAGACCUGGCUGAGGGAUACCUUUCUCAGUUCUACGGUGAUGUUGGAAUGGCAAACGUCUCAGUGCGAAGCAUCUCCAAUGACUCCUUCAGUCAGGACCUGCAGGCCAUGCAGGCUUUCUUUGGUCUGGAGGUGACUGGCGUCCUGAACAAAGAGACAGUGGAGGUGAUGAAGGCACCUAGGUGUGGCGUGUCAGACAUCAGCCGAUAUGGACACUUCCCUGGGAGACCCAAAUGGGGGAAAAGGUUAAUUACAUACAGGAUCACUCAGUAUACUCCAGAUCUGAGCCGGAGUCAGGUGGAUGCAACCAUUGCUAAAGCCUUCCAACUCUACAGUGAUGUCAUCCCCCUGGACUUCAAACAGGUCACCACAGGCACUGCGGACAUCAUGAUCCUCUUCAAGGGUGGAUAUCAUGGAGACUUUUACCCUUUUGAUGGAGCGGGUGGAGUCUUGGCUCAUGCUAACUCUCCUGGACAAGGUCAGGGGGGAGACACACACUUUGACGAUGAUGAAACCUGGACUCUUACCCAAAGAGGUGUGAAUCUGUUGUUGGUGGCGGCCCAUGAGUUCGGCCACGCUCUGGGCCUGGAUCACUCCAGGGACAGACGAGCGCUGAUGUACCCCACCUAUCAGUAUGUCAACACAAACGGGUACAAGCUUCCAGAUGAUGACAGGCGCGGAGUUCAGGCCCUUUAUGGAAGCCGUACACCAGCCCCCACAACACAACCAAAACCAAAACCACCUCCUGUUCCAGAACCUGAACCAGAACCAGAGGAACCAACAGAAAAACCUGACCCUCUGCCCAACCCCCGAGAUGAGCAGUGCAGCCGUGCACUGGUGUUUGAUGCAGCUACCUCCAUCAGGGGAGACCUGUACUUCUUUAAAAAUGGAUACUACUGGAGAAAGAGUACAUCUUUCCAAGGCAUCCAUUUCACUAAAGUGAGCACAAGGUGGUCUGGGAUCAACUAUGUCGACGCUGCUUUUGAAGUCCCACAAAAUGAUGUCGUGUAUCUAUUUGAAGGUCGACAGUACUGGGGCAUAAGGGCUUAUGCAAAGACAAAAAUUUCAGGCUAUCCAAAGUCUCUCACUAGUCUCGGCCUCCCCUCCUCUGUCAGUAAGGUUGACGCAGCUGUUUAUGUACCAACUACUGGAAAAACAUUCAUUUUUGUGAAUAACCAGUAUUGGAGCUAUGAUGCAAGCAGAAACCAGAUGGACUUUGGAUACCCACGAUAUAUCACUCAGGAUUUCCCUGGCGUUGGCUCCAAAGUAGAUGCAGCCUUUGAGAAUUAUGGAUAUUUAUAUUUCUCAAGUGGCCCCAGACAGAGUGAGUACUACCUGCCCUACAAGAGAGUGAUGCGUGUACUACUCAACUAUGGCUGGCUCAACUGUUACUGAGACACUACUGUCUAAGCCCUUAAUGUAACUACAGUUACAUGCAUUCAUGAAUCAUGUGGAUAACAGUAUUAUUUUUUCUUAUGAUGUGAGGAACAGCUCUUAGACGUAUGUUGUUUUGUAGCCUAACUACUGCUCGACUGCUGACAUAGAAACAAAUAAGUGAGACAAAGGUCAGUGAAUGUUUACCAUUUGAUCAAUUCUGUAAAUAAUCUUUGACCUGUUUUAAAAUGUCCUUGGUUCAUUUUGCAAAGGAACUGAUUGUACUGAUGGUGAAUGUAUUUGCUAAGAGAUGUUUACUCAUUUUAGUGAUGCUGAAUUUCAUAAUGUUGGGUGUAAAAUAAAGGGUUUAAAAAGCUG